Molecule: messenger RNA, 1470 nt
Organism: Hippopotamus amphibius kiboko
Lineage: Eukaryota; Metazoa; Chordata; Mammalia; Artiodactyla; Hippopotamidae
Gene: PIP4K2B
Product: phosphatidylinositol-5-phosphate 4-kinase type 2 beta
Exons: 10
Coding region: 139-1389 (416 amino acids)
Biological process (GO): phosphatidylinositol metabolic process
Molecular function (GO): phosphatidylinositol kinase activity
Source: RefSeq, a predicted model, not a curated record
GGGCGCGACCAUGGCGCGGUGAGGGAGCGGGGGUGGGGAUCGGUCCGGGGGAGGCUUGGGACCGCUGGCUUGUGCGCCGUCUCGGCCGCCCCCCCUUUCGCUGCUGCUGCCGCCGCCGCCGCCGCCGCCGCCCCGGGCAUGUCGUCCAACUGCACCAGCACCACGGCGGUGGCGGUGGCGCCGCUCAGCGCCAGCAAGACCAAGACCAAGAAGAAGCAUUUCGUGUGCCAGAAAGUGAAGCUAUUCCGGGCCAGCGAGCCGAUCCUCAGCGUCCUGAUGUGGGGGGUGAACCACACGAUCAAUGAGCUGAGCAAUGUCCCUGUCCCUGUCAUGCUAAUGCCAGAUGACUUCAAAGCAUACAGCAAGAUCAAGGUGGACAAUCAUCUCUUCAAUAAAGAGAACCUCCCCAGCCGCUUUAAGUUUAAGGAGUACUGCCCUAUGGUGUUCCGAAAUCUCCGGGAGAGGUUUGGGAUUGAUGAUCAGGAUUACCAGAAUUCAGUGACGCGCAGCGCCCCCAUCAACAGUGACAGCCAGGGCCGAUGUGGCACACGUUUCCUCACUACCUAUGACCGGCGCUUUGUGAUCAAGACUGUGUCAAGUGAGGAUGUGGCUGAGAUGCACAACAUCUUAAAGAAGUACCACCAGUUCAUAGUGGAGUGUCACGGCAAUACCCUUCUGCCACAGUUCCUGGGCAUGUACCGUCUGACCGUGGACGGCGUGGAGACCUACAUGGUGGUCACCAGGAAUGUGUUCAGCCAUCGGCUCACUGUACACCGCAAGUAUGACCUCAAGGGUUCUACUGUUGCCAGAGAAGCGAGUGACAAGGAGAAGGCCAAGGACUUGCCAACCUACAAAGACAAUGACUUUCUCAACGAAGGGCAGAAGCUGCACGUGGGAGAAGAGAGUAAAAAGAACUUCCUGGAAAAACUGAAACGGGAUGUAGAGUUCCUGGCCCAGCUGAAGAUCAUGGACUACAGCCUGCUGGUGGGCAUCCACGACGUGGACCGGGCGGAGCAGGAGGAGAUGGAGGUGGAGGAGCGGGCAGAGGAUGAGGAGUGCGAGAACGACGGGGUGGGCGGCAGCCUGCUCUGCUCCUACGGCACGCCUCCGGACAGCCCUGGCAACCUCCUCAGCUUUCCCCGCUUCUUUGGUCCUGGGGAGUUUGAUCCCUCUGUAGACGUCUAUGCCAUGAAAAGCCAUGAAAGUGCCCCCAAGAAGGAGGUUUACUUCAUGGCCAUCAUUGAUAUCCUCACGCCAUAUGACGCGAAGAAGAAAGCUGCACAUGCUGCCAAAACAGUGAAACAUGGGGCAGGGGCCGAGAUCUCGACUGUGAACCCUGAGCAGUACUCCAAACGCUUCAACGAGUUCAUGUCCAACAUCCUGACGUAGUUACCUUCUACCUUCAGCCAGAGCCAGAGUGCUGGAUGUGGGGUCGGGGAUUGGAAGAGGGAGAGGGUGUUAUCUGGGCUA